AUGCCUUACCCGGUCCGGGUGCAUACGUCGACGUCGAACGCCAGCCUGGCCGACGAAUAUCACGCCGUCAAACAGCUGACCCUCGGAUUUUCCGUCGAUUACCAAAAGUCGAACAGCAGUCUGCGCCGAAUUUCAUCGGCCAUAAAGCACCAGAGCUCAAAGGCGUCAGACAUCUGUCAAGCGGUGGAUGAGUUGGAGUUGGAAACGUUACAGCAUUCGUCGAAAAACGACAAAGCGAACGAAAUCCGCUCGAAAAAUCUGGACGAGAUCCAUGCUGUUCUUGAGUAUACUGCCGAACACGAAGCACUAAUGGCCUUCUAUUACCUGGACGAAAAGAACCAAGUGAAAAUUACUGAAAUCUACGAUGCCGACGACGAACAGGGCGAAAAGCUGUUCGCUUGA
This is a messenger RNA of Soboliphyme baturini, 402 nucleotides long. The record is from the annotation of a GenBank genome assembly. Lineage: Eukaryota; Metazoa; Nematoda; Enoplea; Dioctophymatida; Soboliphymatidae.